This is a messenger RNA of Ostrinia furnacalis (Asian corn borer), 2045 nucleotides long. RefSeq names its product transmembrane protease serine 12. The transcript has 6 exons. Gene Ontology annotation, biological process: proteolysis. NCBI's taxonomy places the organism in Eukaryota, Metazoa, Arthropoda, Insecta, Lepidoptera, Crambidae. The record is from RefSeq and is a predicted model, not a curated record. Gene Ontology annotation, molecular function: serine-type endopeptidase activity. The coding region runs from base 141 to 1445 and encodes 434 amino acids.
AACGGCGCGCGCGCACCGCGACUUUUUUCCUGACAUUUCUAAUUCGGCCACCGCGUCGCGCGGACGUGUCAGUUGAUGGAGCACUUUUACUAAUCGGUUGUGUGAUAAUGUGUCGUGAUUGCUGAAAGUUUCUGUCCAAGAUGGCGCUGAAAAAGCGCUGUGUUGUGCUUUUGUUGCUGUCUGUGCUUCUGGCGGAAGGCUACAGUCCGAGAGAAUGUGGCGUAUCUCUCCGGCGGCACACGAGACAGCCGCGAGAGAGGUCGGCCGGCCAGCUGCGCAUCAUCAGGGGCCGCGAGUCCAAGCGAGGGGCCUGGCCUUGGCAGGUGUCUCUACAACUCCUGCACCCAAACUACGGGCUGAUCGGGCACUGGUGUGGAGGCGUGCUGGUGCACCCGCUCUGGUUGCUCACCACCGCACACUGCAUCCAUAAUGAGCUCUUCAACCUGCCAGUGCCAGCCCUGUGGACAGCAGUGCUGGGAGAGUGGGACCGCGCGGAACAGAAGGGAUCCUACGUACCUAUCGAGAGGAUUGUGCUCCAUCACCGCUUCCACAACUACCAGCAUGACAUCGCACUCAUGAAGAUGACAAAAGCAGCUGACGUCAGCGCCGGCAGCAAGAUCCGCACCAUCUGCCUCCCGCCCUUCGAGCCUCCCGUCUCCAACUAUAACGAGAAAGGCUCCGCUUUCUUCAUGAGACCCGAGACCAGUCCUGAACCUGUAAAGAAGAAGACCCACAAACCACCCAAACCCAACCCAGAUACUGCUGUAAAGUAUUUGGAGAAACUGGGGAAUCUAACCAAGAGUUUAUUCUCCGGUUUCACCAAAAAACACAAGAACUUGCGGUACAACGUCCGUGUCGCCAACGACAGCAAGAAAGAAUCCGACAAAAACGAAGAACUAUACAGAAGUGACAAUGAAAAUAGUGAUAUUGUGUACGACAGUGCCACUUUAGAUAGUGUAGUGAGACUUAUUAAGAAUCAGUUAGCCAAAGACGUUCCAAAAGUGAAUGUGAAUGAUAGAAGUGACAAAAAGUUAAUGUUUGGUGAAGAAAUAGACCCGUUUAUCGAUGAUAGCAAUGGUUUAGACUUUAAGGAUGAGUGUUAUGCUACAGGUUGGGGGAGAGAACAGACGAAUGGGACUUUGACAGAUGUGUUAUUGGAAGCAGAAGUGCCAGUUCUUCCGUUAAGAAUUUGCAGGGAUAGAUAUUCCUUAACUUUACCCUUGAAUGAGGGGCAUUUGUGCGCUGGUAGCACAGAUGGCAGCACUGGAGCCUGUGUGGGUGACAGCGGAGGGCCUCUCCAGUGCAGAUCGAGAGGACGCUGGGAGCUUCGAGGACUGACCUCCUUCGGGUCUGGAUGUGCGAGGCGGGGAGUGCCAGACGUGUACACCAAUGUAGCGCAUUAUGUGUCUUGGAUCUAUACCCAUGUGUACGCUACAUACAAAUAAGCCUACCUGGAUGAUAUGAUAAUAGUGACAAAUGCGUAUCAAGAGCAUUUUUGUAGAGCAGAGAGUCUGUCACGGACACUUUCAAAUUGGCAAUUGGUAUGUUGUAGAUUCAUGAAUGAAUUAAUCAGGAUUUGUUAUCAAUGUGACAGUAUAAAGAUCGGCCAUAGCAAGAUUUAAGCUUUUAGUAAAUGCUUUAUCGUUUACGUAAGUCCUGGAAAAUAUUGAUUGGCAGAGAAGAUUACGCAAUAUUCUGUAGGAAAACUGUUUAAUUAUGUCACCUUUAGAUACCAUUGAAAGAAGUAUUGAUUGUCACCUUAUAGGUGAUAAAACACCAGCUUAAAAAAUAGUUUAACAUAGUUACCAAUACUUACCUGUUUAAAUACCUGAAAUAAAAUAAUUAAAUAUAUUUUUAAGAAAUAAUAUUUCCAUUGUUGAUGUUCAAAAACUUGCCAUUUAAAAAAACAUUGGAUAACUUCAGAGAUGUGAAAACGAAAAAUAAUUUGAAUAUUUGCCAUUGGAGUACAAUUUCUUUUUUAGUAUUAGGUAAUAAUAUAGUUAAAUGUUUAUUUACCUUGGUUAUCUAUUUAUAUUAACCAUGUC